This is a messenger RNA of Antechinus flavipes (yellow-footed antechinus), 6550 nucleotides long. It is a transcript of the gene ARMC2, whose product is annotated as armadillo repeat containing 2. Gene Ontology annotation, molecular function: protein binding. Bases 526 to 3138 code for a protein of 870 amino acids. NCBI's taxonomy places the organism in Eukaryota, Metazoa, Chordata, Mammalia, Dasyuromorphia, Dasyuridae. The transcript has 18 exons. The record is from RefSeq and is a predicted model, not a curated record. Gene Ontology annotation, biological process: sperm axoneme assembly; cilium organization.
UGCUCUGUCUGGGAGCCCCUGAAUCGCGGAGCGCGGGCCUGGGGAGCUCCUCUAGAUUGUUGUUGUUGGAAAACUCUGAGCGACUUUAACAAGACCAGCCAUUCUGGGGACAAUCCCACGGGCUUCUUAAUAGCAUCACCUCCCUCUAUGUGGAGUUUGUCUAGGGGUUAGUAGCACUGAGCGGGAGUCUCGGAGGGUCUUGCUGCCCUUCCUUCUCAUUCUCCACUCCCAUCCCCAUCUUGGAGAAUACUGAGAGCAAACAGCUGGGGAAACUGAGGCGGGAAGGACAUGGGCCAGAAGUGGUGCAUUGAGUCACCUCCAGGCUCAGGCAGAGGAGAAGGAGAAAAGUGUAGCAGAAACGGAAAGACUGUAACCAAGCUUUCCAUCUAGAUCAUGUCUCCCAUCCCCUUUUAUAAGCAUCUCUAGUAAUAGACGAAGAACUCUCAGAAUGUUAGCAAGUGGUACUGUAAUUCAUCAAGAGUGUAUGGUGUGCUUCCCGAAGGAUAUUUGCCUGAAAAAAGAAAGAUGCAGUCUGCACAUGAUAAAAAAUUAGAAAAACUGGACCCAUUUUAUAGACGUUCAUUGUCCAAGCAGAAGACCAGUGCAGAAAUCAUCAGUGAAGCACGAAAUGCAUUAAGGACAGUUAGAACUCAAAGACCAUUUACACCACGUGAAGAUCAAAGAAAACUUUUUGGACCUGCAUCUUCAAGGACAGCAGAUAAUAGACCUCCUUCUUCUUUUAGCCUUCAUGCUUCCAGCUUUGAAUCAUCUGAUUCAAGACCAAUUUCUGGUACACGUCUCAGUCCACUAGAGCUUAAACCUAAAGUUCUUGCAUCCCUAUCUAAAGAAGAUGAAGCUUCUAUUUCCUUUCCUAAACCUCCAGUGGACCCCGUGAAGAUUAGAAGAGUAAGCAGUGCUCGUGCACGUUUAUUCAAGGCAUCCUCUCAGGGAAAUCUCCUUCCAGACAAAAUAUUUCAUCUUGAUGAGUCAAAGAAGAGACUGAAAUCUGAGGACAUUAUUAUCACAGGAGAUUCUUCAAUUAAAAUAAAUGGAAUUUGUCUGACAGAAUUAAAUUCCAUUGGUCAUUUUAACAGUCAUAAUCCUCAAUUAACAUAUGAUGGAGAUCUAAAUGUAAACAAUGAACAGGCUAUUUUGAAAGGGAAACUAUCAUUGACAGCAGCCCAUCUCAGAAGUGGAAGUGAUCUGAUGAAAAGACGUGCCAGGGCUUCAUCGUGUCCGGUCAGUACUACCAAGAAUUCAUUGGAAUUAAACAAAGAGGUUCAGAGGAGCUUAGAAGAAAUUGAGACAGAACCAGAAACAGAAGAGGAAGAAGCCUUUUGGAGUGCAAAGAUCUUACCAGUCUUACAUGACUUAGAGAAGGAAGACAAUAUUGAAAAUUUUUGUGCUGCCUGCACCCAGCUUCAUCAAGCUUUAGAGGAAGGAAGCAUGCUUGGAAAGAGAUUUAAGAAAAGGAAUAUACUUCUGAAGACCUUAUAUAAACUAGUUGAUGUUGGUUCAGACUUGCUCAGCCUAAAACUUGCAAAAAUUAUUCUAGCUCUUAAAGUAAGUGGAAAGAAUCUUCUCAAUGUCUGCAAACUCAUAUUUAAAAUUAGCAGAAGUGAGAAGAAUGAUUCUCUCAUCCAGAACGAUAGUAUUCUUGAUUCAUUGUUGGAGGUGCUGCGAGUGGAAGACCUUCAAACUAAUAAUGAGGCUUUUUUGUACUGCAUGGGGGCUAUUAAAUUCAUUUCUGGGAAUCCAAGAUUUCUUAAUGAAAUGAUCAACAAAGGUGCUGUUGAAAUAUUGCUACAUUUGAUGAAGCAGAUAAACGAGAACAUGAGGAUAACUGGGACAUGUUUUUCCAAUUCAGGACACUUGUUAGUCCAGUUGACUGCCACCAUCAGGAAUUUGGUUGAUUUACCAUCAGCAAGGUGUAAGUUGUUGAGCAACAGUGCCCUUCCGGAGCUCUGUGGAGUGAUGGAACAGUAUGCCAAUGAUAAGGAUGUCUGCACCAACGUUGCUAGAAUAUUAAGCAAACUUUCUUCCUAUCACGACUGCUGUGCAGCCUUGGCUGACUAUUCCAGAUGUUAUACCUUAUUUUUGAGCCUGAUAAACCAAUACGAGAAGAAGCAGGAUUUAGUUGUUCGUAUUGUUUUCAUUCUUGGCAAUCUAACUGCAAAAAAUAAUCAAGCCCGGGAACAGUUUGCUAAAGAGAAAGGUUGCAUCAAAACCCUCUUAUCACUAUUCAAUACUUACUAUGAAAUGGAUUUGAAUUCCAUGAAAAGGAUGGUUGAAGAAGAAGAAAAGAACAAGAAACACAAACAGCCUUCUGAGGUGGAAGAUGUCCUUAUAAAGGUGAUCCGAGUGCUGGCCAAUAUAUCCAUUCACCCCACUAUAGGGGCAGCAUUGGCUGCGAACCAGCAAGUAGUGGCAUUACUUGUCACCACACUAGAAUACAAAUCUAUUGAUGAAUGUGAGGAACUGGUAAUUAAUGCUACAGCAACAAUCAACAAUUUGUCUUUCUACCAAGUGAAGAAUUCCAUUAUUCAGGACCGAAAGCUGCGCAUCGCCGAAUUGCUCUUAAAGCUUCUAAUGAGCAGCAACAUGGAUGGAAUCCUGGAGGCUGUGCGAGUCUUUGGCAAUCUUUCCCAAUAUGAUGAGAUUUGUGACUUCAUUGUACAGAAAAAUGUCUACAAAUUCAUGAUUGCAUUGCUGGAUGCUAAGCACCAAGAUGUUUGCUUUUCUGCCUGUGGAGUUCUCUUAAACCUCACUGUUGACAAAGACAAGCGUGUAAUCCUAAAAGAAGGGGGCGGAAUUAAAAAGUUAGUGGAUUGUUUAAGAGAUUUUGGCCCUACAGAUUGGCAACUGGCCUGCUUGGUUUGUAAAACAUUAUGGAAUUAUAGUGAAAAUGUUCCGAAUCCUUCGUCAUGUUUUGGAGAUGAGGACACAAAUGCUCUCUUAGUCUUAUUGUCAUCAUUUUUAGAUGAAGAACUAGCUUUGGAUUAUAGUUUUGACAGAGACUUAAGAGACUAUCACAAACUUUAUUGGGAAACAGAAUUCAAACCUGUGGCACAACAACUUCUUAAACGUAUUCAGAGCCAUCACACCUUCCUUGAACCUCUACCUAUUCCUUCUUUUUAAUAUGGUAAAAGUCUGGUAGGUGAUUAACAAUAUAAAGAUGAAUUCAAGUCGGGUCUUUUCAUAAAAAGUAAUAAAUUCAAACAAUUUUUCAUUCUUAAUAAAUAUUGAACAAUUCUUUGAUCAUAGGGUACUGAUUUUUAGAAAAUAGACUUAAAUACAAUGAACAAUUUCUACUGUGAUAUAUUAUAAAAAAUGAAUGUAAACUGUCAUAAACUUUGUUGAUAAAAUACUUUCAUUAUUUUUCUAAUGAAAUGAUUCCCUCUUCUGUUAUAAGAUUCAAUAGUUAUAGUCUCUCAAAAUUCCACAGCAUACAUUUUGGAAUCUAAAUUCAUGGAUUUUUUUGUUUGUUUGUCCAUCCACUUUUUUUAUUGGAAUCUAAGUUCUUGACAAUUUAAUUUGUUCAUUAUUGAAUGACAUGUGCGUGGUAGUCAAAACCCUUUAAAUCUAAAUGUAGUACUAAGAUGGCAAUACAUUUUAAAAUGAACAAGUUAGUGAAUUCACAUUUGAUCUGCUACGAAUCCAUGUUUUGAGAGUGAUUUUGCAGGGAGUAGAAAAAUGUAAGGGAGGGAAAUCAUGUUAGUGUUAAAACAAAGUCCAUAAUGAAAAGAAGCUUGGUUUUGCUACUUCCCUGUCCAAAUCACUAAAUACUCACAAUGGGGCUGGGUGAACAAAGCCAACUAUCUUUCCUUUUGGUCCUUAUGUUUACUCACUGCUGCUUUAUAUGGAAUAGGUUUGCUCUUCUGUUAAAUGCUAAAAACAGAAGAGCUAAGACUAAGAUUUUCCCUUUCUUUACAAUGCUAGUCAAAAAAAGGUCCAAGAAAGAGGAAAAAUCAUUUAAUCAAACUUUUUUGAAAAUGAACUUUGAUUCUAGCAUAUUCUUAGUUUUUCAUCCACAGUUCUGUUAACAAAUUACCAGAGCAGUGGUCUAGAUAACAAACUCAGGUUUGCAUGGGAAUAUCCUCUCCCAAACUAAACUGGAGCAUGAGGCCUAUUGGAAGGAAUCACAGCUCCAAGUUUUCUCUAGAGAGAACACAUGAGAGCUGGAUCCCAGAGCCAGAAUGGGCUUUUGUGGAGCAUGGAGAGGGACUGUGAAGCGUUUUGGAGGCACACUGAUCUUAUGAUGGAACUUAAAUUGUUGGAAGCAUAUUUAGUCUGUGUGCCCAUCCCAAGGAACUUGGGUGACAUUGGAGAUGUCAUAUUAUUAUCCUCUAGGUCAAGUUUCUACCUGAAGAUUUUUUUAAAUCAUCUAAUUUUCAAAAAGGGAGUGUAUGUGUAUGGAGGGGGAGGCUAGACUAGAUUAUUUUUAAGAUCCCUGACAUUCUAUUCAGUGCAACAGGUAUCAGGUUUUGAGCCUUACUGUACUCUAGUAGAAUAAUACAGCCAAAAUUUUAGCAGCCACUUUGUCCCUUCUAAAACAUUCCAAAGGCCAAAUUUUCCUGAGAACGUCUCCUUUAACAAAGAACCAUUAAAAUAGUACACUAUUUCCAGACAUUUAUUUUCCAAAUUGCAAAGCUUUGAUAUUCUUAUGUAAUCAUUAUUUUACUGCUUAAGAAUAUCUUGCAGGUUCAUAAAUUUCAAGGGAAAAAUGAUGAAAUGAGUGUUGGGCCAGGUUGGGGAAAUUGGGGAAAAAAUGAGUGUGAAGUCCACUUUUGCUCUCCCAUUGACCUUUUUCCCCUGUGCUAUGAAUUGGCAAACUUUGAUAAGAACUAUGAUAAUGAAGGAAAACCUUUCUAUUUAAUAGCACUGAAAAGUGUCUAAACAAUUGAAAGAAUUAAAUUCCUUUGGAAUUUAAAAAAUCGGCUCAGGUAAAGCAGGACUAUCACUGACAUGUACACUGAAAAGUUUAACUUUGUCACUCACCUGACUUUGGCCUUAGGACAACUGGAAAAUUAAGUUUUUCUUAUCUCUUUUCCUGAAAAACCUCAAAAAUAAUCUUUGUCUUGGAAGAAAAAUCUUUUCUGUGUACAGAAUAUUCUCUAGGGUUGAAAGCUGUUUUCCCUUUCCCAGUUUUGUCUGCUCACUAGAAAUCCCGUGUUUAAUUUGGAGAAAACUAUUGCUGUAUAACAGGAAGCACCUGUGAAGUUUUUUUUUUUUUUUAAUUUCAUAUUGCACACACUGUUCAGGUAAUGAAUACAUAUUUGAGAUUAAUGGUGAUAAGAGAAAUUCAGGUAUUAAAUCAAUUUUUCAAAUAAGUUGCUUAAAGCAAAGUAGACAAAAGUUUAGGUAGUUGACCUUCAAUUAUUCAGCCUUAUGUUCUUUUAUUGGGUAAGCUAAGGCUCCAAAAUGUUCUGAAUCUUCACUAGUAAAUUUUUUUUUUGGGGGGGGGGUAAGGGACAUGAAGGAGGGAAUUUAAAAACUAUGCUAGUUUGCCCACCUACAAAUAUUUUACUUGCAAUUGUUAAGUAGUCAAUUUAAGGAAGGUUAAAUAGGCAGGAUCUACUGAAAAUGGGCUUAUAUUAGAAACAAAGGAUCUUUCUGCCAGUAAUGUAAAAGGAUGAUCUUUUACACUUAAAUCUUAAAACCAGAUUCUGAUAAUGUGCCUUUAUUUUUUUUUAAUAUUUUGUGUCAUCAUUGUGUUUUCCUAAUUUAAAUUAGAUACUUCUUUUGAUAUAUCUUCGCUAGAGUGUAAGGGGGCAUCCAUUGAGGGCAUGGGCAUCUGCCCCAAACUAUGCUGCACUCCUGUAUGGGCACUGAAUUUCAACUUUAUUUUUGUUCCUAACAAAGUUUUAUUUUUUGCUUUUAAAAAUAUAUUGCAAGCAAAGGUUCAUUUCCAACAAUCUAAGAAUAAUUCCCAAAGAAUUAUUAAAGGUGCAUACAUUUCUGAUUUCACUAGAAUGGCUGCACUUUUUUUGUUCCAGGCCUGGUUUACUACAGUCUAUCAGUCAGAGAAAAAAUUCACCUGCACCUGUUUGUUUAGUGAAGGUGUGCAUGGUGCCACUGAAACAGUGAUCUUAUUUACCAUAUUAAUUUUGAAAGACUCAAACCAAUGGUUUAAAGGAAAUGAAAUGUAAAAAAAGUCAGUGCCCAUCACCUACCACACAAUUCUCAAACUCCUUUGCUUGGCAUUGAAGGUCCUCAAUGUGGCCCCAGUUCCGAUGGGCUUCAAUUCUCAGUCCCUCCAUUCCUUUUCAUCCAAUGCGUUCCUGCCCAUUAGUCCCCCCAUUCCCUUUAGAUGUAUAGGGCACUUUGUUUUGUUACUCAAUGACACACUUUUGCGUAAUAUUAUGUACAAUGAGUUAUGUGUUUGUGCCUUUUCCUGGUAUUUAUUAGACUGUAAGCUCUUAAGAGAGCAGGGGCUAAUUUUGUAUCUUUCCCCAGCAAAGUGCUUUGCACCCACUGGGCAUUUAAUGCAUUUUUGUGGAAUGAAUGAAUGAAUGAAUAAAAAUGAGAUGAGAUAAAAAUGGAGGAAAAA